This is a messenger RNA of Dentiscutata erythropus, 407 nucleotides long. NCBI's taxonomy places the organism in Eukaryota, Fungi, Glomeromycota, Glomeromycetes, Diversisporales, Gigasporaceae. The record is from the annotation of a GenBank genome assembly.
AUGCAUUUUUUCAACCUGAUUUAUCACAUGAACUUUUUCUUAAUGCUCCAGAACUUCAUGAGCAGGCUUUCAACAUCUAUUUUUAUGCUAUGAUGAAGGAUGUUUAUAAAACUGAAACCCGAGAUGUAAAAGGACGCCAAGCACACAAUGUUGUAACUUACAAAUGGCAAAACUUAUUAGAAAUAGAUAAGUCUAAAAUUAAAAAAAUUAAAAAGCAAACACCUAAAACUGGUAUUGUUCAUACAAAAAAACUAUGUCAAAAGCAUCAAACUACUGAAGAAAAAAGAAACAUACUUGAUCCUAUUCUCUCUGAAAAGAUUUUUCCUAAUGAUAAACUUCCUGAUCUUCUUUCACAACUUAAUACUGUAUCUACUGGAUGGACAGAAUCUUGCAUAAAAAUUUUUUAG